AUGGCUUCUGCAGACUUCAAGAAGGACGGCUCCGACCAUGUCGAGAACGUCGACAUUGAGAUCCUCAAGGAAGAUGGUAUCAAGAACGAGGCCGUCGGCGUCAUGGGCACGGUGAAGCUUACCGAGGGGGCUAUUGUCUACAUCCCAACACCAACGGCGGAUCCCAGAGACCCGUUGAACAUGAAGAUGUGGCAGAAAAUGACCGUUCUCGUCGUCAUUUCCAUCUUCUCGACCCUGGGACUCGCUCUUGUUUCUGGCUUCGGCGGUCUUUUGGGCUUCUACAUUCCCAAAUACGUAGCGGCCGGCAAGGGAUACGCCGACAUCACUCAUCUCAUGACCUAUCCCUCACUCACUAUGGGCAUUGGAAACAUUAUUGGCAUGCCCAUUGCCAUUGGUGUUGGUCGUCGAGUCGUUCUUCUCGUCUCCACCGUCGUCAUGAUCAUGGGCGCUGUUCUCUGUGCCUAUUCGAAGAGCUACGAAUGGCAACUCGCGUGCCGGAUGGUCAUCGGUCUUGCAGCUGGCCAGAGCGAGGCCUUGGUGCCAAUGAUCACACAGGAAAUCUUCUUCUUGCACGAGCGCGGCCGAAGUCUCAUGAUCCAACAAACCAUCCAAGUCGUCCUCACGUCCGUAUGGGUUCUUUUCGCCAGCCCCAUUGCCGGCGCCAUCACCCCUGAAUGGUGGUACGGCCUCGGUGCCAUCCUCUCCGGCGUCCAGCUCGUCCUUGCCUUCUUCCUCGUGCCCGAGACCAAGUAUGACCGAACCCUCAGCUCGUUCCAAGAAGACGGGCAGUCCGAAGGUGGCUCAGACUCGCCCGCUGAGCUUUGCACCGUACGACCGGAGCUGGACUUUGUCAACUACGCCCCCCGUACUUGGCGCUCGGAUAUGCAGCUCUGGGUUGGAACUCCGUCCUGGAAGACUUGCUGGUCUGUUUUAGUGCAGACCUUUGAGCUUCUCCUGUUCCCCAACGUCUUCUGGGCGCUGUGCCUGAACGGUCUCACACUCGGAGUCAACAUUGCCAUCGGAACCACUUACGGCUCCAUUGUCACUGGUCCUCCGUACAACUGGCCCGAUACCUCGGCAAGCUACGUGACCUGCGGCCAGAUUGUCACAGCUCUUGUGGCCCUCCCUAUUUUUGGACACGGAUCGGACUGGAUGAUCAAGAAGUUCGCCAACCGACGAGGUGGGCUUCACGAGCCUGAGAUCAGAAUCAUUCCACUCAUCAUCCCCACCAUUGUCGGCACGUUCACCGCUGUUCUCUAUGGCUUGGCCGCUUCCAACCCUGACAAAUACCACUGGUUUGUAUACGUUUGGGUUAUUGCGGCUUACUACUUCUGCUUUGUUGGCGCAAACAUUGUCGCAAUCACAUAUCUGCUGGACAGCUAUCCUGCCAGAGCUGGGCCACUGCUGGUCAUCAUCUGCGCCUUCCGAGGUAUUAUUUCGUUUGGCGUUAGCUAUGGUAUCUCUCCUUUCAUCACCAAAAACGGCUAUGACGGAGCAUUUGGUGUCUUUGGCGGUCUCACGGCGGCAAUGGGGCUUCUCGGUAUCCCAAUCUACUUCUGGGGGAAGAAGAUCAGAAUUUUUACUGGCAAAUACUCCAAGUCAAAGAGCGACUAA
This is a messenger RNA of Ilyonectria robusta, 1614 nucleotides long. Its product is annotated as major facilitator superfamily domain-containing protein. Gene Ontology annotation, cellular component: membrane. Gene Ontology annotation, biological process: transmembrane transport. The transcript is spliced from 5 exons. Gene Ontology annotation, molecular function: transmembrane transporter activity. The record is from RefSeq and is a predicted model, not a curated record. NCBI's taxonomy places the organism in Eukaryota, Fungi, Ascomycota, Sordariomycetes, Hypocreales, Nectriaceae. Bases 1 to 1614 code for a protein of 537 amino acids.